Messenger RNA from Mercurialis annua (annual mercury), 1889 nucleotides. RefSeq names its product DEAD-box ATP-dependent RNA helicase 57. The transcript is spliced from 12 exons. The record is from RefSeq and is a predicted model, not a curated record. Gene Ontology annotation, biological process: maturation of SSU-rRNA. Gene Ontology annotation, molecular function: RNA helicase activity; nucleic acid binding; ATP binding. Lineage: Eukaryota; Viridiplantae; Streptophyta; Magnoliopsida; Malpighiales; Euphorbiaceae. Bases 27 to 1640 code for a protein of 537 amino acids.
AGAAAGAAACCCUACUGAGCUACCAAAUGGACAAAGGCGCUUCCUUUCUAUUCGCUGGCAUCACUUUCGAUAAGAAGAAGUUUUCCGGCGACUUCUCCCGAUUCCAGGAGAAAAAACAGAUUACUGAUAAUGAUAAUGAUAAUGAUAAUGAUGAUUUGCGCUCACUCCAAACCACAAUUUCAGAGCCACUGCAACAGCAACUGCCUCUUAACAAGAAGAAGCGGAAACAUGCUACUUCUUCUGAAACGGUGGAGGGUUUUAAUGUCUUUAAGGCUUCAAAGUCUUUAGCUUUGGCAGCAGAUGAACAUAACGACCAAGAUGAUCAAACACACCACUCUUCUUUGAAGAAUAAGAACAAGCAAAUUGAGAGAGAUGCUCUUUUAAGGAAAGAGUAUGGCAUUCAUGUAUCUGGGGAUAACGUCCCUUCCCCACUUCACAAUUUUGCCGAGCUAAGCUCCAGAUACGAUUGCGAGCCUUAUUUAUUACACAACCUGGUUGAACUUGGAUUUAUGGAGCCAACUCCAAUUCAAAGGCAGGCUAUUCCAGUCCUCCUAUCUGGCCGAGAAUGCUUUGCUUGUGCCCCAACUGGAUCCGGGAAAACCUUGGCUUUUAUUUGUCCAAUGUUUAUGAAACUUAAGAAUUCGUCAAAGGAUGGUAUUAGAGGUGUUAUCUUGUGUCCCACGCGUGAAUUAGCUUCUCAGACAACAAGAGAGUGCAAAAAAUUGACAAAAGGAAAAUUAUUUCAUAUUAAGUUGAUGACCAAAGAACUUUUAAGAACUGCUGAUUUUUCAAAGUUGCGAUGCGAUAUUCUCAUAUCAACACCGCGUCGGUUACAGAUAGCUAUCCGCAAGAAAAAGGUGGACCUAAGCAGGGUUGAAUAUCUUGUUCUGGAUGAAUCUGACAAGCUAUUUGAGCUUGGCUUGUUGAAGCAGAUUGAUUCUGUAGUCAAAGCAUGCUCAAACCCUUCAGUUGUACGUUCAUUGUUCAGUGCUACUCUGCCUGAUUUUGUUGAGGAGCUUGCACGUACAAUAAUGCAUGAUGCUGUCAGAGUAAUCAUUGGCAGAAAGAAUGCUGCUUCUGAAACAAUCAAGCAAAAGUUAGUUUUUACUGGAAGUGAAGAAGGGAAACUGAUUGCACUUCAUCAAAGUUUUUCAGAGAGUCUGAACCCACCAGUAUUGAUUUUUGUGCAAAACAAGGAACGUGCAAAUGAAUUAUUUGAGGAACUGAAAUUUGACAGCAUUAGAGCUGGUGUUAUUCAUUCUGAUUUGACUCAAUCACAGCGUGAGAAUGCUGUUGAUGAUUUUAGAGCUGGUAAGACGUGGGUCUUGAUUGCGACUGAUGUUGUUGCUCGUGGUAUGGAUUUCAAAGGGGUCAAUUGCGUGAUAAAUUAUGACUUUCCAGAUUCUGCUGCUGCUUAUAUUCACAGGAUUGGACGGUCUGGCAGAGCAGGGAGGACCGGAGAAGCUAUUACAUUCUACACAGAAAAUGAUGUUCCAGUUUUACGUAAUAUAGCUAAUGUUAUCACAGGAUCUGGCUGUGAGGUUCCUUCUUGGAUCAUGGCUUUGCGCAAGGUGAAGUGGAGAAAGCACCGUCCAAAAAGAGAUUCGAUUUCAACAAAACCAAAAGGCCUUGAAGAUUGAAACAAAGAUUCGAACAAAAAUUACUAGAGUGUUUGCUAUUCAAAAAUUCUUAAUAUUUGAAUUUGGAUUGCUUUAGAUACAUAAUUCCUAAACUUGUGAUACAGUGCAAAUUUUGCUGCACUUCUUGUUAGUGAUCUAAACAAGGAAGAGGGUACUAAAACAACUAAACUAGCUGUAUUGAAAAAGAUGCAGAGCACUGUUUCACACUUUUGAUCGACUUUAAGAUAUAACACAUCCUUCUGAGCUGCA